AUGCUUUUGAACUUUGUAUCUGCCGCUAUUGCUACCACUGCUGCUAUAUCUACAUUGGUCCUGGCCGAAAGCACCACUUUUGAUCGUUUUUUCGUUAUUGUUCUCGAGAAUACUAACUACUCAGAUGCUAUGGCAGAUACCUACCUCGGUACUACUCUUGCUGAAAAGGGCCGUCUGUUGACUAGUUACAGUGCCAUCCGUCAUCCUUCUCAGCCAAACUAUCUUGCUAUGAUCUCUGGAUCUACUCAGGGCAACAAGAAUGACAAAAAUGUCAAUGUCAACAGCAAUACCAUUGUAGAUCUUCUUGAAACUGGCGGAAUCUCGUGGGGUUCUUACCAGGAAAGCUAUCCGGGAAGAUGCUCAACUGCGACAUCUUCUGGAACUUAUCGUCGCAAGCACAAUCCCUUCAUCUCAUUCACCAAUAUUGCCAAAGAUCCUGCUCGUUGUGCCAAGAUUGUUCCCGCUACUCAGCUCAAUAAGGAUAUUGCCAAAAAUAGCGUUCCCAGCUAUGUAUUCUACACUCCUGAUAUGAACAAUGACGGACACGAUACUGAUGUAUCGUAUGCAUCCAACUGGCUGGAGGGUUUUCUUGAACCAUUGCUCACCAAGCCAAUCUUUUCCAACACCGUGUUCCUAAUCACGUUUGACGAAGACGCAUCGGACAGCAACCAGGUGUAUGCCAUGCUUGUUGGUGGUCCUGCUGCCCCUGGUACUACCGACUCCAAUUCAUACAAUCAUUACUCUCAGUUGGCCACUGUUGAAGCCAACUGGAACCUCGGCAACCUUGGACAAGGCGAUGCCUCUGCUUCUGCAUUCACUUUUGCCUAG
Messenger RNA from Batrachochytrium dendrobatidis JAM81, 828 nucleotides. RefSeq lists its product as uncharacterized. Gene Ontology annotation, molecular function: hydrolase activity, acting on ester bonds. The record is from RefSeq and is a predicted model, not a curated record. The transcript has 4 exons. Gene Ontology annotation, biological process: phospholipid catabolic process. Lineage: Eukaryota; Fungi; Chytridiomycota; Chytridiomycetes; Rhizophydiales. Bases 1 to 828 code for a protein of 275 amino acids.